Molecule: messenger RNA, 2217 nt
Organism: Moesziomyces aphidis
Lineage: Eukaryota; Fungi; Basidiomycota; Ustilaginomycetes; Ustilaginales; Ustilaginaceae
Source: the annotation of a GenBank genome assembly
AUGAUUGCCGCACUGCAGCCUGGAGGCGGCACCAGGGCAAGAGCCAACUUUCCGGGCGGCACAGCGCAUCCGGCAUUACGCCGUGGCGGCCUCGACGGUGGGUCCCGUCGCAACGGCAAGCUAACCCGGGAAGCGGUCGGAGAAAACCAUCACUAUGAACUGCCGCAAGAUCUGCAGAGGCCCACAAGUGCUGCACAGCAUCAGUGGCUGAGCAUCUCUUCCGUGCGACGAAACGACGAACAUCACAUCACCCCCCGUCGUGCUCCCUUUGACGCUCUUCAGCUUCUCCGCAUUCUCGAUCCUUCGUCAUCUUCAGGGCCCGACUGUAAGCUAGAGACCGCAGCACCCCCUCACCAAAUCUCGCGAUUGCCCGCUCACGCCGGAUCAGAGUCCGAUCCUUGGCUCGGUAAAGACCUUCUGGCGAGUUCCGAAGAUGAAACCUCAUCCUCUCAUCAUCACAAACACCAUGCUGAGCGCGGGGAAGAGCUCGAUGAUCGCCAUCAUGAAGAGGACCAUCAUUCAAAACACAAGAAGAGACGAGACUGCGUCCCCUACGACUAUACACCGCAGACGCGGACGUACGACUUUGUCCUCACCAAUGGUCUCGCUGCUCCGGACGGCUUCCUCAAGAAGCGCAUCUUGAUCAAUGGCCAGUCGCCUGGCCCUCUCAUCGAGGCCAAUGAGGGAGACACGAUUGUGGUCAAUGUCGCCAACUACCUCAACCAUGGCACCUCGAUUCAUUGGCACGGCAUGUUCCAGAAUAGCACACCCUUCAUGGACGGCAUUGCUGGCUUCUCGCAGUGCCCCAUCCCACCCGGUGGCUCGCUGACCUACCGCUUCAAGAUCGAGGGUCAGUACGGAUCGUAUUGGUGGCACAGUCACUCCAAGAUGCAGUACACCGACGGCCUGUACGGUGGCCUCAUCAUUCGAUCCAAGCGCGAUCCGUACCAGAAGUGCCGAGACUACGACGACGAGCGCGUCUUCCUCUUUGCCGACAACUACCACGACUUUGCCGAUGACAUUGUCACCCAGCUCCUCUCGGCCAAAGGCUACAAUGGAACGGUGGCAGCACCGUCGCCCCAGUCUGGACUCAUCAACGGAGUCGGCGUGUUCGAUUGUGCGGCGCUGUACAAGGCCAAGACGCACCAGCCGGGAAUGCCAAGCGCGUGCGACCCAAUGCAGACGCCGACGAUGGAUAUCGAGCCACACAAGAAGUACCGAUUCCGGUUCAUCAACACAGGCUCGCAUGCACAGCACAUCAUCUCGAUCGACGACCACGAGCUGCACGUGAUCGCGGCUGACGGCACUCCCGUUCUGCCGCACAAAGUCCACCGCAUCCCGAUCCACAACGGCCAGAGGCACGACGUGAUUGUCCACACCAACGUCGGCAAGAGUGGUGACAGCUUCCUGCUGCGCUCGACCAUGACGACGAAGUGCUUUGCCUUUGUCGACCCGCUGCUUAAUCCUGUGGCGAAUCUUACGCUGCAGUACAAGAAGCAUGGACACUUUGGCCGGCAGAAGGCACCCGUGCCGCACGAUUGGAGCGACAACAUUACUCCGUGCGUGGAUCUGGACGACUCGCUGCUGGUCCCAGCGAUGGACACUUCAGUGCCGGUCAACAUCAACCCAAACUCGCUCGGCAUCUUCAAUUCGCAGUUCGGCAACCUCAAGCUCGCCAACGGCACCACGCUCGGCCGCUUCUUCAUCGAAAACGUGACGCAGACAAACUAUAUCAACAAGCCGUACCUGCAAAUGGCGCACCAUGGCCAGCCGAUCAAUGCGUCGACCAUCGCGUCGCUGCUCGUGCCGGACGAUGUGUGGGUGGCAGACAUCAUCAUCAACAACGAAGAUACGUUCCUCGACCAUCCCUUCCACCUGCACGGCACCGACAUGCACAUCAUCAAGCACGGCUCGGGCCGCAUCGACCAGGCGCAGUGGCUCGCGCUCAACCGGCAGCCGGGCGCGCUCAACCUCAAGAAUCCGCUGCGUCGAGACACGAUUACCGUCGGCCGCUCGAGUUACGUGAUCAUCCGCAUCAUCCCCGACCUGCCGGGCGUAUGGCCGCUCCACUGCCACAUCUCCAUGCACGUCGCAGAGGGACUCAUGGCCGCCGUCGCCAUCCAUCCGCACAAGAUCCAGCAACUCCCCUGGUCUCAGGACGUGCUCAACCUCUGCCCCACCGGCGGUCCGGCGUUGAACCAAAUCGAGCCGGCUUAA